UCCACCCCCAUAAGGUGGGAUUGUUGGGGCAACAGGACUGCCCCCCACCCCGGGAAUCCAUCCUUUCCGGAGAGACACCUUCUAUGAAGCCAGCUACUUCAGCGCAUAAUUCCUGGCCUCGGAGAUGAAAAACGGCCACUUCGAAGCCGCCGUGUAACGGGCGCCCUGAGCGCCACAGCAAUCAAAUUAAAAAAAAAACUCUCGCCGGGAUCGGGUCGCUACCUGCUGAUUUACUCGGACGUGACUAUUUGUUUUAAUUAUAUCCCGAUCAUCACAGUAGUUAGACACGGUUUUCGCUCCUUAUCGACCCCCGACCGCCAUAACGCGUCCGUGCCCCGCCGAAUUAAUUCUUCAUGUUGUUUUUCUCGCCCGCACUCCUCCUCCCGGCCGCCGCACUCGGGGCAAAUCAAGACACUGGCUCGAGGUACCGGCCCCCUGAAGCCGGUCCUAUUUGCCGGGCGUUGGGAGGCGUGGACCUAUUGGGGAAAAGGUGAUGCUCAUCCUGCUCUUACGAUUGGUAAAUAACGCCGCCCAUCAUCUAGACGGCUGUGGGGUCCAUUGAUAGACAGCCCGCUCGCCCAAUAGCCGUCGCGUCUACCUUGGCGGGGUGGACCGAAAAACUUGGUUUGAAAAUCCCAACAAUUCAAACGUUUUGCGGGGUGAGGUGGGGGUUUAAAAUGCCGAGCGCUCACUUUGGAGGGAGUUGGUGCUCGACAGUGAGUAAUCGGCGGUCGAAUGUGAGUGACCGACGUUGAGAACGCCAUUUUUGAAAUGUAUUUUUAACCCUUGUUGCUAAGCUACGGAGGCCGGUUGUGAUUGGCGGAGCGCCGGGAACCGUAUCGGCCAAUGGCGGUGGAGGUGUUUGUAGCACGUUUCAAUGACGUGACGGGUGUGGGGUGUGCGGCGUGUAGAGGCGAAACCCCUAGGGCCUUGAGUGGGCGGGGCCGGCUCUGUAGGCGGGGCGAUGGGCGAGGUCAAUACCAUCAAGUGUGUGGUAGAGUAUGAGGAGGCUUUGCGCGACAGUGAGCAGCGCCUGGUCGUAAUGCUCUUCGCCGCGCACUGGUGCGAGUUCUGCCAGAUGAUUCAGCUAUACUUCGACCAGUUCGCCGAAUCCUAUCCGGAGGUGGCCUUCUACGAGGUGGACAUCAACGUGGCCAAGGAUGUGGUGCAGCGUUGCCGCAUUGAAUGGUUCCCCACCUUCCAGUUCUACAAGACCGGUGUUAAGAUCUUUCAGUUUAAGGGACCCAACCGCUGCCUCCUGGAGCGGAUGAUCCAAAAGCUGCAGGGAGAUGGAUCGCAGUUUUCGCCUAAAUUAAAGCAGGCCGAUACCUAACGGU
Messenger RNA from Rhincodon typus (whale shark), 1337 nucleotides. Its product is annotated as thioredoxin-like. The coding region runs from base 965 to 1333 and encodes 122 amino acids. The record is from RefSeq and is a predicted model, not a curated record. The transcript has a single exon. NCBI's taxonomy places the organism in Eukaryota, Metazoa, Chordata, Chondrichthyes, Orectolobiformes, Rhincodontidae.